This is a messenger RNA of Closterium sp. Yama58-4, 1350 nucleotides long. NCBI's taxonomy places the organism in Eukaryota, Viridiplantae, Streptophyta, Zygnematophyceae, Desmidiales, Closteriaceae. The record is from the annotation of a GenBank genome assembly.
AUGUCCCUUUCUCUUCCUGCCAUACUUCCAGGCAGCGCAUGUGGCGGCGGCACUGAUAACAGUGCAGAGCCAGCCUAUUACGUGUUGAAGGGCGAGGCUAUGGCAGGCCUCAUCAGCCCCAUGGGAGCACCAACGAAUCUCAGGCAGCUGAGGGAGGGAGACGCCUUUGCGAUUCCCAGGGGGUGGGCGCGUUGGAUUUGGAACAACGGCCAGCAGCCUUUUCAGGUUCUCUCCGUGGCCGAUACGUCCAAUGCCACUGACACCUCCCAGGGCGCGCCAAGCUCUGCGGGCCGAUACACCGCCUUCCACCUCAUGGGCGUGCGGAAGGAGAACUUUGGAAGCAUUCUGCAUGGCUUCAGUUCAUCCUUUUCUUUAUCCUGUUACUUCACCCCUCUGCGCUCCCCCUUUCCCCCAAUCCUCCGUCCAACCAGCUCUGACCUGCUGGCUCAGGCGUGGGACGUGGAGGAGGGGGAGGUGCAGCAGCUGCUGCAGGCGCAGCAGGAAAGCGUAUUUGUCAAAGUCACUCCCCAGCUUCAGGCAGAGCUGGAAAGCUAUGGGGAGAAUGAGGAGGAGGAGGAGGCAGAGGAGGCAAAGGAGGUGGGGGGGGCGGAGGGGGCAGAGGAGGCAGAGGACGAGGAGGGGAUUGAGGAGGGAAUUGAGGAGGGAAUUGAGGAGGGGAUUGAGGAGGGGAUCGAGGAGGGAACUGAGGAGGGGAUUGAGGAGGGGAACGACCAGCCUCACUUUGGCAAGGGGGCGAAAGCCAGUGUGAGCAUCUUUACUGAUUUCACCUACAACCUCAAGGCGCGCCAGCCGGACAUCGUUGCGAAGCGCGGCGGCAACAUGACAGUUGCGAAUGGGUACAAGCUGCCGGCGUUCCGCAAAGUGGGCUUUGCAGUGGCGCGCAUCAGCCUGGAGGGCAACGCCAUGACGCCACCACGAUGGCUGGCGAAUGCGGCGGCCAUGCUGUAUGUCACCAAGGGCAAGGGGCGGGUCGAGAUCGCCUACCCCGACGGCAGGCAGGCGCUGCGGCACGACGUGAAGGAGGGUGACUUUGUGGUCGUUCCUGCCAGCUACCCGCACGCUGCUCUGGCCUAUGGAGAGGGUCUGGAGUGCAUCACCAUGGUUCCCAAGAGCCGCCCGCAGGCGGGGUUCCUGGCGGGAGCGAACUCGGUGUUUCGGAUGCUGCCCCCCGCCGUGCAGAGCGCCGCCUUCAACGUCGAUGAGAAGCUGCUGGAGAAGCUGCGCGCCACCCGGCAGAGCGAGUUUGGCAUCCUGCCGCCCAGGAAGAGCGGCGGGGGAGAGGCAGAGGAGGAGAUGCCUAUGCUCAUCAAGCAGGUGGUGGGCUUCUGA